AUGGAUUCCCAACAGCAAGUACCCCCGCCUGCCAUGUUUGCUCCAGGGCCACGGCAGAUGCGCAACUGCCUCCCAUGCAAAAAGCGCAAGAUCAAAUGCGAUCGAAAGAUACCUUGCGGACCAUGUGCGCUCCGUGACGACGUCGACAGCUGCACACCGGCUGUUGCCCUGCUGGAAGAGUACCCUGCAUACGCUCAGGAAGGAGGAUCGUUUGUGUCGGCUGCAGCGUUCAAGCUUCUCAGCGAGACCGUCGAGACACUCCAGAACCGGGUACACACUCUGGAGGCUCGCGUGUCCGCAGCGGCCGAUGCCUCCAGCCAGCCAGCAUCCCCAAUACAAACCCAAACACGGCGCGGGAGUGGUGGAGCAACUGCAUCACCUCCUCCCAGCAGUGCGGCGUACGCUGGCACCUCACGUCGCUACGUUGCGGAUGACGAAAUGAUCUUUGAGCUCGAAGAUCUCCACCAGCAGAACCGCAUCAACACGAUGCGCAACUUGAACUCUCCCCAGGACAAUACUCUUCCCUUACACUUGGGACGCAGCGCCGGUGGUGCAAUGUCCACGGACAUUGCUGUGGCGCCAAGGGUCAACUUUCUGGGAGACACGCAUCCACUCUCGUUCCUCCUCCCUACUGGCACCGACUACAUUGCUGCCGCUCUCGCCACCUUGCCCCAGCAACACCAAUGCGAGCUGCUUGUCAAGCAAUACUUUGACAGCGUGGAAUGGUUUCAGCGCUGUCUACAUUACCCUACAUUCAUGGCUCAAUGUCGCCAGUUCUGGGACAACACCACAACGACUCAUAACCUCUCGCCCGACUUCGUCUGCACCUACGUCAUGGUCGUCUGUCUUGGUCUUCGGAUGAUGGUCCCCGGAAGUCCCGGAGAGGCCGAGGCACUUGCCCUUGCAGAACGUCUCUUCCACGUUGCCGAGGGGGUCCUGUGGUGUUCCCGUUUUCUGCAGCGGCAGACAUUCGAGUCUCUCCAGGCCAUCUCGCUCAUGACUGUCUACGGUUUUGGGAUGGAGGACGGUGCGGAUGCGACCUGGGCGCUGUACGGUUCCGCUAUCAAGAUUGGCCAAAACCUGGGUCUUAAUCGCCUCGAGGAGGAAGCUUCUGAUAAGACAUGGGCCCCACUUUGGAGCAGCCGGCUACAGCGCGAGAUUGGUCGUCGUGUGUGGUGGACCUUUGUGUGUCUGGACUGGUCACACGCCGUUGCUCAUGGAUCCUCUUACUGCGUUCACCCAUCCCAAAAUCUCACUGCGCUUCCUGCCAACCUGCAAGACCACGAACUGGAUGACGAAACUGCCAUUCCUCUGCCAUUGGACACAUACACGCCCAUUAACAUGCAGAUCUUCAGAAUCAAGUUUGUCCACCUAUACCGCGAAAUCACCGACCACAUGGCGACGUACAAGACUCCCCAGUUUCCGUUCAUUAAAAAAGCCAUCAUCGACCUGGCCAACAGUCUGCCGAAACACUUUGCGGAACCUGAGAACCUUCCAGAGGAUGCUUCUCCUUCGUUGGUUACAGACGCCAUUUUCCUCAAUGUCAUGGCCAAUGUUCGCUUGAUCCGCCUCCACCGCUCCUACUUUUUACGUGGCUACCACGAUGGGCGUUUCACCAUUUCAAAGAAGCGAUGUCUGGAAUCUGCACAAACGCUUCUACGUCUAAUUGACUUGGCAGAGAAGAGAGUGCCGACGCUGCUCAGCUUUUGGGUGGUGCUGUUCUAUGCCUUCACUGCCGCCGUACCCGUGUGCAUCGAUUUUCUGUUUGAGCCCACCCCGCAGAAGCACAAAUCCGUGACCCAGAUCCUGGAGACAUUCCGAAGUCGAGAAUACCUUCCAGAGUCCCGCGCCACCGGCCCCCGAGCACCCGGCCAAGAGACGCCAACGAUCAAGAACAUUAUAUUUGCCAUCAACCGCCCUCAAGGCAAUGAGGCCGUCCAGUUUCCAAACGUCCUCGACAUGGCAAACACCAGGCAGCCCGCGGCUGUCCUUGACCUGUUACCCACUGACCAGCCCAUCCCCGACGCCAUGGUUGCUUGGGAGCUCAGCGACCAACUUUUUGGCAUGUUUGAGGCCGGUGAUAUCCUCAACACCCUGUGGUCGCAGACAGAGACCGUAUGGCUGUCCCAGUAG
Apiotrichum porosum is the source of this 2133-nucleotide messenger RNA. RefSeq lists its product as uncharacterized. NCBI's taxonomy places the organism in Eukaryota, Fungi, Basidiomycota, Tremellomycetes, Trichosporonales, Trichosporonaceae. The transcript has 11 exons. The record is from RefSeq and is a predicted model, not a curated record. The coding region runs from base 1 to 2133 and encodes 710 amino acids. Gene Ontology annotation, molecular function: zinc ion binding; DNA-binding transcription factor activity, RNA polymerase II-specific; DNA binding. Gene Ontology annotation, biological process: regulation of DNA-templated transcription; DNA-templated transcription.